Molecule: messenger RNA, 1257 nt
Organism: Fraxinus pennsylvanica
Lineage: Eukaryota; Viridiplantae; Streptophyta; Magnoliopsida; Lamiales; Oleaceae
Source: the annotation of a GenBank genome assembly
AUGUUAUUCUUGGUUCUGUAUAUCACAACCCAACAUUUGCUUUACAAACUUCAGAAUCUUCCUCCCAGCCCUUUUCCAGCACUACCAUUUAUCGGCCAUCUUUACCUAUUGAAGAAACCUUUUCAUUGGGCCCUGUCUACGAUUUCUAAGCGGUAUGGACCAGUGCUAUUCCUACAGUUAGGCUCCAGGCAAGUCCUGCUAGUUUCAUCUCCAUUAGUUGCUGAAGAAUGUCUUACAAAGAAAGAUGUUAUCUUCGCGAAUCGCCCUUCUCUCCUGAGUGGAAAAUACUUCGGGUAUAAUUAUACUAGCCUCGCUUGGUCACCGUAUGGAAAUCACUGGAGAAACCUUCGCAGAAUCUCAUCUAUAGAACUCCUGUCAUCUCACCAAGUGCAAAUGCUUUCUCACAUACAACGUGCUGAGAUUUUAGCCCUGGUUAGAAAACUCUUCCAUGAUACCAAAGAUUUCCCCAACAAAAGUGUGCACGUAAAAUCAACUUUGUCUGAAUUUUCAUUCAAUGUCAUAACGAGGAUGAUUAAUGGGAAAAAAUAUAGUGGAAAGACAGCAGAGGGCUCAAAAGAAGCUAAGAUUUUUCAGGAGAUCUUAACUGAGACAGCUCUGGUAGCUCCUGAGGCAAAUGUUCUUGAUUUUUUACCCUUCAUGCGAUGGUUCGGAUUUAAAAAUACAGAAAAGAAGAUGAUAUCAAUACAGGAGAAGAGGGACAAGUUUAUGCAAAGCGUAAUCGAAGAGCAACGUUCUUCUUUUGUUGAUUCUGCAGUAAAGAAUAAAACCAUGAUUGAAGUCUUACUGGAUUUGCAAAAAGCAGAACCAGAAAAUUAUACUGACGAAACUAUCAGAAACCUCCUUCUGGUUUUGAUCCAAGCAGGAAGUGAGACUUCAGGAGACACAAUAGAGUGGGCAUUUUCCUUAUUGCUUGACAAUCCAAAUGUUCUCAAAAGAGCACAAGCUGAAAUCGACAAUCUCGUAGGAAAGCAACGGAGGAGGGCAUGUCCAGGUGAGAAUUUGGCAAUGCGUCUGGUAGGGCUGGCCUUGGGAUCCCUAAUACAGUGUUUUGACUGGAACAAGAUUAGUGAGAUUGUUGACAUGGCUGAAGGGACUGGAAUUAUGGCAAAAAAGAUCGAACCCUUGAUGGCUAAGUGCAAUCAUCGUUCAUUUGUUGGAGACCUUCUCUCUAUAGGGCACCACAUGGCGUUCCCUAUAGGACGGGGCCGCAGCUUGCAGCCAGGGCCGGUCCUGUGA